Labeo rohita (rohu) is the source of this 1954-nucleotide messenger RNA. Its product is annotated as 4F2 cell-surface antigen heavy chain-like. Gene Ontology annotation, biological process: carbohydrate metabolic process; amino acid transport. Lineage: Eukaryota; Metazoa; Chordata; Actinopteri; Cypriniformes; Cyprinidae. The transcript has 9 exons. The record is from RefSeq and is a predicted model, not a curated record. The coding region runs from base 191 to 1687 and encodes 498 amino acids.
CUUAGCGAAUGGGCGGGUGCAAGUGGAGUCGGCACUAUAUAAACCAGAUUGACCUGCAAAUCCAGCCUCUGUGGAGCCUGACAGCGGGAAUCCUAUUUUAAACGAAAGAUUCUUCCUUUUACAGGUAGAAUUUUGUCCUGACUUCAGAUCGUUCUCCGUUUAACAGACAGCACUGAAACUACCAUCAAACAUGAAUAAAGACGACGACAUGAAGGAAGUUGAACUGAACGAAAUGGAUCAGGAAAAACAGCCGAUGACUGGAGAAACUCCGACAGGCACCGAAAAAAACGGCUGCGUAAAGGUUAAAGUGCCAGAGGACACAGAAGUCAAAUUUACGGGCCUCUCCAAAGAGGAGUUAAUGAAAGUCGCCGGGACACCCGGGUGGGUUCGGACUCGUUGGGUCUUGCUGGUUUUGUUCUGGCUCGGCUGGGUUGGCAUGUUAGCUGGAGCAAUAGUAAUCAUAGUACAGGCCCCACGCUGUAAACCCAUUCCUGAGAUGCACUGGUGGAACGAAGGCCCUCUGUACCAGAUAUCUGACCUGGAUGCUUUCUCUGAAAAAGGACUGAAAGGAGUUGAGGAGAAGCUGGACUAUCUGAACCAGAUAAAGGUGAAGGGCCUUGUUUUGGGUCCGAUACACACUGUGCAAGAAAACCAGCUCAGCACAUUGGAAUUAACUUCCAUUAACCCAGAAUUUGGCUCUGAGGAGGUGUUGAGUUCUCUGUUGGACCGUGCACAUAGAAAAGGAAUCUCCAUAGUGCUGGAUCUAACACCCAAUUAUGAGGGAGCUUCAGUCUGGUUCAACAAUGCUGCUUCUGUUGCUGAGCGUCUCAAAGAAGCAUGCAUAUACUGGCUCAAUAAGGGGGUGGAUGGGAUCUUUUUAUCUCACCUGAAUGAAAUCGCGAACACAGAAGCCUGGCCGUCUGUUCAAGGCAUAUUCAACAAAACUGAUGCAACCAAAAAAAGAGCUCUAAUGGGAUCGGUCACCGGUCUCAUCACGGAUGACGUCUCUCAUCUGCUGAACCGCUCCAGUGUUGACCUGCUCCUGACAGGACUGCUUGAUCCACUUGAACCUGGCGUAAGACAGGCCGCGGUGAUACAGACACUCUACUCCGAUCAUCUGCAGACGAGUCUGGGCUGGAGUCUGAGUGGACGGGCUCAGGGUUCUCUGGCUUCCAGAAGUCCAGCAGUGCCUGUAAGACUCUAUCAAAUGCUGCUGUUCACCCUCCCGGGCACACCUGUAUUCAGCGCUGGAGAUGAGGUCGGACUGAAAGCUGGGGAGAAACCUGAAGCAAUGUGGGACUUGGAAAGUCAAACAGAAGAUGACAAUUCAACAGCAAAGACCAUACAAGAGGAACGUACCGCAGUGCGUGACUUCUUUAAAACACUCAGUGAUCUGAGGGGAAAAGAGCGAUCGCUUCUGCACGGAGAUUAUAUCAGCCUUUACAGCUCACCCACUUCAUUAGCAUUUCUCCGCCUUUGGGACCAGAGCGAACGUUUUGUGGUCGCCCUAAACUGGGGAAGUGACUCCGUUACCAUGACACUGACCAAUAGCGACCUGCCGGCUGAAGCUGUGGUCCGUGUUUCCACAGAUACAGAGAAUCUAGCUGUGGAUACUAAGGUGUCAGUAGAGAAGUUAGAGCUUGGGCCCAAACAGGCUGUUUUGUUGUCUUAUGCUUUUCCUGGCUAGACACACAUUCAAAGACACUCCUUAAUGUCUCAGAUCAGCUUCAACACUGUGCACAGGUUUAGACUUUGUCUUUUGAGUGAAAAAGUUCAUAGUUUUAAUUGUAUUCUCUAAUAGAGAUACUUUUAGAAGCACUAACUGUAAAGCUGUGUGAAAGAGCUCCAGUUGUUAAAGUGUCACAGUUGUAGAACAGUUGUUGAUUGCCAUACAGAGACAUGUAGAUCUAAAGCGCCUGAUAAGAUAAUAAAUAAAAUGGCUACUGAAAAUAUU